CCUUCUUUUCUCCCUCUAUCUGUCGUUAUAUCCCACCCAUAAGCCGGUCCAUCUCAAGUCUCAACAGAAACUAAGAAAAAAAUAAAGGGAAAACAGAGUAACCCAGUAGUCGAGCGAGCGAGCAUCGGGGUCGUCUCGUCUGCAAUCUAAUCUAUAUGGCUGCAGCAGCUACUUCGGGCGCCGUCCUGAAUGGGACGCUGGGAUCUUCCUUCCUCUCCGGAAGCAAGAAGACCCAAUCUUUGUUCGCUGCCGCUUCCAGAAUCGAUAACAGUACCGCCGCCGCUGGUGGCAGGAAGUUGGUCAUUGUAUCCGCCGCUAAGAAAUCUUGGAUCCCCGCCGUCAAAGGCGGCGGCAACCUAGUCGACCCCGAAUGGCUCGAUGGCUCGGCUGCCGGGCGACUACGGGUUCGACCCGCUGGGGCUGGGGAAGGACCCGGCUUUCCUGAAGUGGUACAGAGAGGCGGAGCUGAUCCACGGGCGGUGGGCGAUGGCGGCGGUGGUGGGGAUCUUCGUGGGGCAGGCGUGGAGCGGGAUCCCGUGGUUCGAGGCCGGCGCGGCGCCCGGCGCGGUGGCGCCGUUCUCGUUCGGGACGCUGCUGGGGACCCAAUUGCUGCUGAUGGGGUGGGUGGAGAGCAAGCGGUGGGUGGAUUUCUUCAACCCGGAUUCGCAGGCGGUGGAGUGGGCGACGCCGUGGUCGAGGACGGCGGAGAACUUCGCCAACGCCACCGGGGAACAGGGUUACCCGGGCGGCAAGUUCUUCGACCCGUUGGGCUUCGCGGGGACGCUCAGCGACGGUGUCUACGUGGCGGACGCGGAGAAGCUGGAGAGACUGAAGGUGGCGGAGAUUAAGCACGCCAGGCUUGCGAUGCUGGCCAUGCUCAUUUUUUACUUCGAGGCCGGCCAGGGGAAAACCCCUCUCGCCGCUCUUGGCCUUUAGAUAGAGUUUGUUGUCCCCCAUUCUUCCUUCCUCUGUUCGUCCUUUUGGCUGUAGAUAAAUGAUAAAUCUGAUGGUUAAUCACAAUUUUAGCGUGCGGUUCAAGUUAAUUAGUCACGCAUUGUGGCACUAAUGACGAUUAGAAUACUGCCUGCGUAAAAUAUGAUAAUGAUCGAGACAACAAGACGAGUUUAACAUGGUAUCCUCGAUUGGUUGACUGAUCGAGACAAAUCCACAAGAGAGUGAAAACACUCUCCGACUGUAGCUCUUAUUUAUUAUAUGAAUUGAUGGCCGAAGCCUCUAGUUAUAUAAACAUAUAUA
This is a messenger RNA of Linum tenue, 1254 nucleotides long. The record is from the annotation of a GenBank genome assembly. NCBI's taxonomy places the organism in Eukaryota, Viridiplantae, Streptophyta, Magnoliopsida, Malpighiales, Linaceae.